CCGCCUCCGGCCAAUCGUGACUCUAGCUGCGCCCAGACCAGAGCUCGUUAUGAGGAUCUUGUCUUCUGUAGGACUUCGUUCCGUCAUGCCAUCUGCAUUGAGUUGUCUGUGUUGCCUGUCAGAACGUCCAGGGAAAAGUGAGCGAUAGCGCACGCAACAACGUCCGACGGAGAGCUCCACACCACCACAUGACGUGCGAAAAUGGCUGAGGAAUCCGCGCCUCUAACUUUCACAUCUCGGCCCAUCCGUUUCAUUACCAAUGACGGAAAGCCAUACGCGAAGAGAAGGCGUAUCAACACUGCCUGCAACACGUGCCGCCGGCGAAAGACGCGGUGCUCGGGUGAGAAGCCGUCUUGUGAGACUUGUAAGGAGAGUAAUCAAACGUGCACUGGGUACGGGCCGGCCAGUGGUGCGAGAACAAGCCCAACCAAGGAUGUUGAGGGGUUUGAAGACCAGAGGAAGAGCCGUGAUGGGAGAGACGCUUCGUCAAGGUCUGCGUCUCAAUCGCAUCCGACCAGUCAUGAUACCAGUACAUCGCCGUUGAUUAAGCCCUCGUCCUCACAAUCAGCAUUUGACGCGUCUGCUAGCUGGAAGGAACCACAGCCAGCACCUGUUGUCGACGAGAGCCAACCAAGCAUUGAAGAGACGUUUGCCACAUUGUCCAUCCGCAACAGGAUGCCAUAUUUCCGCUAUUUCGGCCCAACAGCAAUCAUGCCUGGUUUCAAGCAGAUGGUUGUCAAGGUCCAGGAUAAGCAGCGAGGCAGCAAUGCAACUUCAUCUCUUGGUGAACGCUCACCACCAGCGCUGGGCGCGUCAUUCAACCAGGAAAAUACCUCGCCACGUCCCGAUGAGCCGCCUAUGCCCUGUGAGCCCCCAUCCUACGACUCUUCAGAGGUAGCUCCCAACCCUCUAAUCACACAUCUGUGUGAGACCUUCUUUGCGCAUCUAGCUUGCAAUUAUACUUUUUUGCAGAAAGACAGGUUUAUGCGUGAUCUCCAGGAAAAGCAGGUCGACCCUAUAUUAGUCGAUGCUGUCUGCGCAUUAGCGGCACGGUUUAGCAACCAUCCGCUGUUAACAGGCAAAAGCGCAAAUUCCAAGCUCGAGGUUCCACCUCCGGAGCGUGGCCAGCUCUUUGCACAGCGAGCAAAAGCGGCCAUACCGGACACUUUUCCGUGUCCAAGCGUGGCGAUCGUGCAAGCAGCGUUACUAUUGGCAUACGACGAGUUCGGUGCAAAUAGGGAUUCCGGACUGUGGAUGUACUUGGGCAUCGCCAUCAGAAUGGCACAAGACUUGGGAAUGCAAAAGUUGGAAGGUCUCAAAUACGUUGGUCGAGGGAGUUUGACGCCGCAGAACAUUACGUACACGCGAAAGAAAAGAAUGAGGACUGAACCCGUUCCUGUUGCCGAGCCUAAAGUAGAAAUUCCCGACGAUGAGACGACCAAGGAACUGAUUGCCAUCGAACAAGAACGAGUCGACACGCUCUGGGCGGUAUUCCACUUGGAUCGCUACAUCUCAUCCGGUACGGGGCGCCCCGUUGCAUUGCGUGACGAAGACAUCGAAAUUGCUUUCCCACCUCUCGAUGAAGUUGAUCCGGAAACGGGUUGGCCGAAACCAUGGCCAGCGCUGAUUCGCAUUGUGCACCUCUACGGCAGUGUUGCUGAGAUACUGAACGGCAUAAAAGAAAUUUCCCAUCUGACCCCUGAAGUCAUCGAACGACUGAUGAUUAUGGAAAGCAACUUGACAGACCUCUAUCAAGGCCUGUCUCCGAAACUACAUUUUAACGCCGCAAAUUUCCAACACUAUGUUCAAAACGGGCAGGGGACCAACUUCGUGAUGCUGCACUUCUGGUUCCACACGUUGAUAAUCAUUUUGCAUCAGCCAACCCUGUUGCACACGUUUGACGAAGAGAUGCAAGAGCUCUUCCCGCGGAGUCGAGAACUAUCUCUCUCGAGCGCCAAGACAAUUGCGGACAUACUUGCGUUCACAGAAAUCAUGAGUUCUCAAUCAACAGUAGGCAGUCCAUUUACGAGCCAACCGACAUACGUGGCUGCGUGCGCAUUUCUUAAAGAGUCUGCGCUUCACGCCAUGAACUCAGCCUGCAACUCUCGAGCGCCAUCCCCCCCGUCAUCGAGCACAAAUGGAACAUCGUCCAAAGAAUCGGACCCACCAAGAAGAGCAUCUCUGAGAUCCGGUAAUGGCGCACCUUUGGACCAACAAGCCCAAGCGAAACACACUCUUCUCGCAGCCUCAGCUCAACAGAAUUACCAGCGCUGCUAUCGUGCGCUGCAACAGCUAGAGCACUACUGGGCUGGAACGAAAUACAUCAUCACGAUACUCGACCAGAAGUCAAAGGGAGUUUGGGAUGCACUUCUGUAUACACAGGAAGAGAGUGAACAUGCCUUGGAGAUGCCGAGGCCUGAACCUGCAUUUACAUCGCCUGGAUGGCGGAGAAAGCUAAGUUGGGGCGCAUAUUUGCAAGCUAGCCACAGUGAAAAGUCUGGAAGGGCUAUUGGAUGGAGUUUGACCGGGACGAUGAACUCGCCUAAGAGUGCUAAUCUCUCUGUGCUGUACUCCGGCGACGCUUCCAGCAGUACAGUAAGUAAAGACUUGCAGCCUGGUACAGAGCAAGUACGGCCAUUCCAGAAACCGAUGGCUUUGGCGUCAGGUGCUUUUGAAGGACCGGCCAGUCUCCAUGCCCAUCAAACCAAGACCGGCUCCGCAACAGGAAUCGAAGGUGCUUCGGAUCAGCCGAACAUCAAUCAACUUAUUCAUUUCUCCUUUCCUUUCACGUCGCAUGAGUUUUCUGACCCUUUCCAUAAUAUCGAUCUAAAUCAAGAACAGUCGCUGCUGCACAAUAAUGAGACUUCUUCCGAAAUCGGCCACCACGCAACGCAACAACACUCACAACAUGCAGAUUCAUUAGGCGGCACCAUGGGAAUGGACAUUGGUACGAUGCCGUAUGGAAAUAUGAUGAUCGAAAGUCAGAACAUUGACAUGAGCAUGCUGGGAACAGACGACAUGAUGUGGCUGGACUACUUGCCAACAGACUUCGGCAUGGAUGGUUUUGCUGAUGCUAGCCGAAGUGGGAAAUGAUAGCAGUGUUGAAAUAACCUUUAAUUG
Molecule: messenger RNA, 3120 nt
Organism: Verruconis gallopava
Lineage: Eukaryota; Fungi; Ascomycota; Dothideomycetes; Venturiales; Sympoventuriaceae
Exons: 2
Coding region: 202-3093 (963 amino acids)
Biological process (GO): DNA-templated transcription; regulation of DNA-templated transcription
Molecular function (GO): DNA binding; DNA-binding transcription factor activity, RNA polymerase II-specific; zinc ion binding
Source: RefSeq, a predicted model, not a curated record